UAAUUUCUGAGCACAAUCUUAUUCAACUAGACACUGAUCACAGACUGCUGCAGAUAAUUGAUGUUGAUACGUUGAUGGAUUCCAGGAUGGCAACACGUGUGAUUUUGGUACUAACACUUUUUACUGGACUGUGUGGUGCUAAUUUGAAAGGAAAUAUUGCUCUUCAUGCCAGAGCGGUGCAGUCCUCCUUAGGACACCCACAGGGAAAUGCUAAACAUGCAGUAGAUGGAAACAGAGAGGCAGAUUACGGGAAGGGCUCAUGCACUCACACUAAAACUGAGUUUAACCCAUGGUGGAGAGCUGACCUUGGAAACGUCUACAGUGUAUACAAGGUUGCCAUCACUAAUCGUAUAGACUGUUGCAGAGAGCGACUCAGAGGAGCUCAGAUUCGCAUUGGUAACAAUCUGGGGAACAACGGAAACAACAAUGAGCUGGUUGCAACUGUUGACUCUGUUUUCGCUGGCACAAAAAUGUUUGAGUUUAAGCCUGUUAAAGGUCGAUAUGUCAACAUUGUUUUACCUGGGAAUGAUAAAGUUCUUACUCUGUGUGAAGUCGAGGUGUUUGCAGAAGCAGACAAACCACAGUACAUUUGUGUUCCAAGAAAUCUUGCUCUUGGAGGCAAAGCUGUUCAGUCCUCCACAUACAGCAGUCUCGGAGCUGCUCGAAAUGCUAUCGAUGGCAACAGGCAGUCAAUGUACACGCUCGGUUCAUGCAGCCAUACUAACGGAGACAGAAACCCCUGGUGGAGAGUUGACUUGUUGGGCAUCUACAGGGUAACCAGGGUUAGCAUCACUAAUCGUGGAGACUGUUGUGAAAAGGGGAUUGAGGGUAUUCAGAUCCGUAUCGGCAACAGCCUGGAGAAUAACGGCAACAAUAAUCAGCUGGCUGCGACUGUUGGGCCCAUCCCACCUGGAGUCACAAAAACGUUUGAGUUUAGGCCUAUUAAGGGGCCAUACGUCAACCUUAUUGUGCCUGGACGCAAUGAAUACCUCACACUGUGUGAAGUUGAAGUUUAUGCAGAUUAAGUGGAAUGAAGCAACGUACAUCACGGUCCACUGAUCCUCUGAAACUACUGUUUUCUGAGCAAUACUAAAAUUGCACUUUUUUAAUUGUUUUUAUUUUACUUAUGUGCUUUUAUCCUUCCCCCAGGGGGGUUUGUAUUUAGACCAUAAACACUCCCAUCCUUUGUUUAUCUUUGCUUUCUACAUUAAUAAAUGACUACAGCAUUGCA
Messenger RNA from Cyprinus carpio (common carp), 1231 nucleotides. RefSeq lists its product as uncharacterized. The record is from RefSeq and is a predicted model, not a curated record. NCBI's taxonomy places the organism in Eukaryota, Metazoa, Chordata, Actinopteri, Cypriniformes, Cyprinidae.